CUUUUCGCUCGUGAACCUUUCAAAUGUUCCAUCUCCAGUUAAUGAUACUUUAACAAAUUUUCCAACAUUUCAUCCUGAAUUUCAAAAAACAUGGUAUUCGAUGAUCAGUUUCACAGCUUUCUUACAACUAGUUCCUGGAGUAUUCAUGCUAAUAUGGUCUUUAAAAUACGAGACACUUAGUGUCUUCAUAUUUAAUAACGAAAAAACUUCAACAACUACUUUUAAUAAAUUGCUAGCUGGUUAUAGUAUCGUAACUGGUACAAUUGCGAUCACCUUGAUUAUAUUGGAUCUUGGAAAACUCUUUGCAUCGAUUGCCGUGAUGCAUAAUUAUUUUGAAGCUAUUAUUAUAAUACUUUUACAUCAAGGUGGAAAUCUUGCUACAAAUAAUAAUAUUAUUCAUUAUAGUAUCAUUUAUAUAUUAAUAGCCGGUGGUGCAACUAUUUUACUUCAAUGGCCGUAUGAUGCUUUUUGGUUUAAAGCUCAAGGCCUUUCUCUUGAUUGGGCACUUUUGAUCCAAUUUAUAAGACUAUACCUUACAACAAGACGAAAUUAUAAAAAAGAUGACGAUGACAUUAGUUUACCCCUUAAUACUCCUGGUGAUGAAGGAGAGUCAGGACAUCACAAUGAAUCGAAUAAUAGUCAUCUUCAUCAUGUACUUUUAUUACCUCUCGCUUUGCUUUUCCAUGUAGCGGGAAAUGUUUUAAAUUCUGUCUUUUGGACCUCGGGACUUGCCUAUGGCUUCGCAUAUACUCCUCUUGCUCUUUAUGUGUAUUUGGAUACUCACUUGAGACCAAAUAGGCCAAAAAAACCUAUUUUCAUACCUGAUCCUUCUAUUCCAAAU
Molecule: messenger RNA, 841 nt
Organism: Racocetra persica
Lineage: Eukaryota; Fungi; Glomeromycota; Glomeromycetes; Diversisporales; Gigasporaceae
Source: the annotation of a GenBank genome assembly